AUGUUGAUAACGACAGACAACUUGAGUCAUCUUCAAUCAGAACUGCUUUUUGGAUCCCUGACUGGACUCUCCUUAGCUAAAAACAUGCUCACAGGUCUGAUUCCUUUGUCUAUUGGAAACUUAAGUGACUUGACUCGGCUGUAUCUUUUCCAAAAUCAUCUUUCUGGAUCCAUUCCAGAAGAGAUUGGGAAGCUCAGAUCUCUUACCAAACUCAUUUUAUUUGAAAACAUACUCAUGGCUUCCAUUCCGCGGUCUAUUGGAAACUUAGGUAACCUGACAUUGUUGCAUCUUUCCAAAAAUCUUCUUUCCGGCCCCAUUCCAGAAGAAAUUGGGAACCUCUUAUCCAUUGAAACGCUUGCACUUGAUGAGAACAAUCUCACCAGCAAUGUUCCCAAUUCUAUUGGUGAUUUGGAAAAGUUAACUACAUUAUCCCUUUUUGGAAACAAGCUCUCCGGACAGAUUCCUUCUGCCAUAGGAAAUCUAACCAAUCUCUAUUACUUGGAACUUUCUCGAAACAACUUAUAUGGGGCAAUUCCUCCCGAAUUGGGUACAUUGAAGUUAUUAGCUUAUAUUCAUAUUUUUCAAAACCAGCUAAGUGGUGCUCUUCCAGAUGGAUUUAACAAUCUUACACAUUUAAAUGUGUUAACACUGGCCCAAAACUAUCUUACAGGUCAUUUACCCGCAAAUAUUUGUAUUGGUGGCUCACUGACGAUGUUCAUAGUAUCUAUAAAUAACUUUGUCGGUGCUAUGCCAAGGAGCUUAAAAAACUGUUCUAGUUUAACAACUAUUGGUGUUGGUGAGAACCAACUAUCAGGAAAUAUCUCUGAAGAAUUUGGUGUAUAUGCAAAUGCAGAAUUUAUUAGUUUAAGGAAAAAUAAAUUUUUUGGUGAGUUAUCUUCGAAUUGGAGUGCAUAUUCGAAAUGGAGUGCCUAUCUAAAUUUGGUAGCAUUGGAGAUCUCGAACAAUAAUCUUUCUGGCAGAAUACCAACUGGGCUUGGAGAGUUAUCUUGUCUGCAAAAACUUUCUCUCUCCACAAAUCACUUGCAUGGAAAGAUCCCUAGAAGUUUGGGGAAGCUGACUUUGUUGCUUUACCUUAAGCUGCACAACAACAAUCUCUCAGGCAAUAUACCCUCAGAAAUUGGUCAGAUGUCUAGACUUUUAAACCUUAGUUUGUCGGCCAAUAAUCUUAGCGGUUCAAUUCCAGAACAAAUAGUAUUCUCUGAAUAUGGCUACUCUGGUGUUGGAGUAGUUGUGAGGGAUGAGUGGGGCAAUUUUGUUGCAGGUUCUUCCCACAAAAUCUUUGGUAUCUUUUCCCCUGAGGUCAUCGAAGCCUAUGCUGCAAGAACUGCAAUUUCCUUACUGCUUCAGUGGAAGGUGCCCAAGAUUAUUUUGGAGGGCGACUCCUUGAAGAUCAUUGAAGAAGCUGAAACAGAGAGGCAUUGGCUGGAGCAAUUUUAUAUAUAUUAUCUCAUUCAUUGUAACCCAAUAUAUAUACACGUAUGGCAGCACAAAGGUGGGAGAGUUACACCAGAGAUAGGAACCUAG
Coffea arabica (coffee) is the source of this 1545-nucleotide messenger RNA. The record is from RefSeq and is a predicted model, not a curated record. NCBI's taxonomy places the organism in Eukaryota, Viridiplantae, Streptophyta, Magnoliopsida, Gentianales, Rubiaceae.